CUGGUUAAAGAAGUUUCUACUAGUUCUAAGCUGGCAAAUCAACAGCAUUCGUCUCAGUCUUGCGGCACAGUCAGGAGCUUCAAUAUUUCGACUUGUUUUAGCAUUCUCCACUGGAUUCAGAAGAACCUCCAUCAAAAAUGUCGCUGAUCUGGAAAGGCGUUACUGAUUUCCGUUCCCUACGUGUUGGCAAGCGUCGCGACUGUGCGUCCGAUCUAUGCAACGCUUUGCGCCAGCUGUCGGCUGAUAUCAAUGAAGAAGACCGCGAAGCUUUGGUUCGCCUCCUGACUCGCCAGGGAGAGGAAAAAGCGUCUGCUACUGUGAAAGCUGGAAAGAAGUGCUACGCAGAGGAGCGCCACAAGCUCUUCGGUACAUAUAGGACUCUACUCACAUCGUGACUUCUAUACAGAACUAGGCGCGGAAUGAGCAGCGUGAUAUUGUUGGAUCUUAAUAUUUGAAGAAUAGACAUCUCAUUAUACUACUCCACCUCCUUUUACACUAUCAACUCAUGCAAGUCCUUCCAUAACUUUCCUACACACCACUUUGACCAGGUUGGAGGGCUAUCGAGACCAAGGAUAUGAUCAAACUCAUUACCUUGGCUAUCAACAAGAAGGACUGGACUCGUGGUCGUGUGGGUCGUUGCAUUACGACCGACAAAAAAGGCCAGGAAUGUGCAGAGUCGAUUGGCAUCAACCUCAGCAAGGUAUUACCUUAAGCUUCGAAGUGGAACUUUAUGACUUGUUGCUCUAGAGUGCGACCAAAAACCAAGAUGCUCUCCUUGGCCCAUGGUAUUAUCCACAAGACCUACCUCUCAGCAUAGCAGCACUUGAGUCAACCUUUACAGCUACCGCCUGGCGAAAACGGUUCGCCAGACAGUGUAUCCAUGGUGCAAGAGCUUCAGGCGUUCAAUGCGAAAAGCAGUGGUGGACUGGAGCGCAAGCUGGAACAGAUGGAGCAGGAAUCGGAUACCUCGAAUACCAAUCUGCAGAAGACGAAGGCAGAGGUCGACGCGGAAGUAAUUGUUCUGGGGAAAUUCUACGAACCUGCGCCGCGUGCUCUGAUGAAUGAAGUCGAUGUCGAGUAUCUUGCGGCGAGCUCUCCUGUGGUUGAGGAAAACAAGACUACCACGAGGAUGAAGGUGCUUUCUCUUAUGAUGUUGUUAUGAUUUUUGUCUGCUUGUUUCAAGAAAGGUCCUAGUGCUGGUAUGAAUUGUUGCAGGUCGUCUUUGAAGUUGAGUCGCAGUUCUUUUCUCCUCCUUCUUCUCCUCUUCAUAUCCAAUAAACUUGAUACAGAAAAACGGAAAAGAGCCUGAAAUCUCGCGAAGCCGCACGGAACGCCGCCCCAAGGAUAAGCCCUUGGAGCCGAUCGUACUGGGAGACGCAGUGAAGAAGCUCUUCAAAGAAGAUCCUCCUGCUACUGGGACCAAACCUGCUGAGAACAAACCGGCUCCGAAGCCGCAGAAGGUGGGUCUGAAGCCGAAGAAGAGCCCAGAAGAACCCGCUGGAAAAGUCAUCGCGCGCGCCUAUGUCGAGACGGAGACGCGUGAUGCGGACGGUCAACCUGUACAAAAGCUGGUCACGGUCUUCUCCGAUGGAAGCGUGGAGAAGAAGCGUCUCAAUGCUCCGGAACCGAAAACGAACCCUGCUCCUGCAGCCAAAAAAGCUGGUCCCAAGAAGGAAGCAGCAGUCGACGUCCCCACGGAGGCGACGAAAGUCGAGGAGACCAAGGAGGAAACAGUGGAUGGAGAUGUGGAGAUGGAGCAAGCCGAGGAAAACGAAGACGCCUCUAUGCUGAUGGACUCUGCGGCGGAUGAGGAGCAAAAAGAGGAUGAAGAGGCAGAAUCCAAGGAAGAACCCGCUGACGAUGACGACGACUCUGCACCUGAAGAACCCGUCACGGCUGCCGCUCCGGCUGCUCCGAAGAUCGCUCCUGCAGAGGAUGCUAAAGCGGCGGAUGAGAGUGAUGAUGAUGAUGAUGAAAUGAAAGCGCUUCGCGAACAGGUUGAGAAAGCGAAUGCUUCUCAGAAGUAAAUAGAUCGUAGUCAAGUUUACAAGCAUAGAAAAAACAGCUGUCUUCACUUGUCAAAGCAAAAGCGUCAAAAUUUCUUUUUAGUCUUCUAGUCAGAUUCCUAUCCUACGAACGACAUGGCUUAAGUUGUUAGAUAGUUUGCUAUUGAAAUUAAUCGUGUGCGAAGCGUUUCCAUAAUCGGCUCGUCAUAAGAGAACCAAACUUAUCACGUUCAAAAAAUUUGUCAUGACUUUCCAGUAUGUUUUCAACAAAAAGCAUCAGCCAGCAAUCAUCAAAAGCCAGCUCGUGACUUAUAGCUGCAUCAUUCUCGACCAUCUUGUACAUAACAACUCAGUUUCCAUACUUGUGUGCAGCAGCUUACAUUCUCGCCUGCGUUGCUGUUUCAAUCCGUGAAGGAUUUAUAUCGACGUCCACUGCUUGCCAGUUAAGCUCCACGAACUUCUCCAAUUUUUUGGCCGGAGGGUCUGAUGACUCUCGAGAGCUUCUGCGAAUAUUAUACAAUGAGAAAAGACUACAGCGACCUCCUGCCUCUCCCAUGAGUCGAGUUGGUUUAUAAAUGCUUCAUAAGAUGAUUCUUAUCGUGGAUGUGCUUGCACAAUUGAACUUUGCUGCCUUGGAGAAGAAGGAGGAGCUCGGAGCUGUGUCUUGCCUUAUCGUAUGAGCGAUCAAUGAGAGAUGUUGAGAGACCUUCCGCAUCGCUGAGUGAGAUCGACUUCCCUCCCCUUGUCCCAAAAGUUGCACCAUAAAGCGGCCCCUUAGAAAGUUUGAUCAUUCCCUUGAAAGUAUGCCUCUCAGAUUGGAAUCUUCGAAGGUUUUAAGUAGCAAAAA
Molecule: messenger RNA, 2853 nt
Organism: Amoebophrya sp. A25
Lineage: Eukaryota; Dinophyceae; Syndiniales; Amoebophryaceae
Source: the annotation of a GenBank genome assembly